Messenger RNA from Colletotrichum karsti, 2694 nucleotides. RefSeq lists its product as uncharacterized. The record is from RefSeq and is a predicted model, not a curated record. The transcript is spliced from 3 exons. Lineage: Eukaryota; Fungi; Ascomycota; Sordariomycetes; Glomerellales; Glomerellaceae. The coding region runs from base 1 to 2694 and encodes 897 amino acids.
AUGAUCAGCGGACGGCAGUACUACGAGAUCCCACCCGUUCGAGGUGGUGGCGGUGGUGGUGGUGCGGGCAACGCGGCGAACGGUUACGGCGGCGUCCAUCCGCAUCGAUUCGACCCGACAUUCGGUGACGGCUACGGCCACGGCCACGGCCACGGCCACGGCCACGGUUACAGUCGCAGCGGCGGUCAUGGUGGCUACCAUUACGAUCGCAACCACGGGACUCGCCAGGCCCAGCAGGAGGAGGCAGGCUACCCGUACGGAUACGACGACAACGACGUUAAGCCCGCUCGGGCGGCUCCCGCUGCGAGGCAAUCCCUCUCGGCGCUGGACGAGAAGCGUGCCAACGAGAUCCGUCGCGGCGUCUACGCACACGUCUUCCUCGACGUCAAAAAUAGCAGCAAAUCAGAAGUCUUGAUCCAGCAACACAAGAGAAGAGCCUCCGCCUCACCUGCUGCUUCUACUUACGUCGUCCGCGAUGGAAACCGCUUGAGAGUUCCAGGCCGUUUCUCCUCUCGCCCAGCCGUCGCCGCCGCAGCUACCCUGAAUCCCAUUAUGGCCGCCAGCCACGGACCCGCCCCGGCAUACUUCGGAGCCCCGGAUUUGUAUCCCAAACGUGAUCAGUCGAUGAAUGCGAUGGCGCCCGCACGAUCGAGCCCGCGGAUCGCCCGCGUUCCCUACGCCCUGCAGACCACACCCGCCGAAGAGAAGGGUGUCGUUGAGGCCAUGCCCACGCCUCUGAACAGGCCGCGGAAGCUGUCCCAGGCCUCCACCGUUACCGUCACCAGCAUCAACAGCCCGAGAGACAGCUUCGACUCGCGGUCGAGGAGUUCAUCGUGGAGCAGCAACAGAUCGAGUUUCGAAUCGAGGGACUCAUGGAAGCCCGAUUAUCUGCAGCAACGACCGACCAUCCCCGCAGCAUUUAGGAAGAAGGCCAAGCCCGGGGAGAUUUUCGCGAGGCUGCCUGGGGAGGUGUUGGAAUUGAUCUUGGACGAGCUGAAGAAAUCACACCUGGAAAAGGGAAGCAACAGCUGCGCGACAUGUUGGAUGAGGGAUGUAUGCUCCGUCAGCCUAAGUGCUCGGAAAUGGUGCAAAUUCGCACGGGUGGCCUUAUAUGAGGACAUUCAACUGGUGGGCCUUGAUUCGACAUCACAGAAGAAGAAGUACAAGCUCGGCUUCGGCUCCAGAAUGAUGCUCCUCCGGCGGACUCUGAGAGCCAACUCAUAUCUCGCCGCUAUGGUUCACACCGUGAAGGUUCCCAGCGCGCCUGCAGGCAUUGCGCUGGAAGAUUAUUACAACCAGGUGGCCGCGCUGGUCAUGGCCUGCCCCAACUUUGAGCGUCUUAUGGGCAUCCACCCCCAGUAUGACCACUCAUACAGCAAGCUCUUCCACGCCCUCUCGACUCGCAAGCGUCUUAAGCACAUGGACUGGAUCGUUCAGACCUCGCCGUUCCAGCGACAGCACCGAUUCCGAACCACUUCGUCGGAGAGCGUCCCGACGCUGAGCCAGCCGCAACGCGAAAACGUAACCCCGGGAGACCUGCAACCGCACCAGAGCGCGACAUUCCUCGAUUUCCACGUCGACUGGGCUCACCUUACCACUCUCACAAUCCACUGCCUCCCCGGUGCGACACUUACACCGGACAACCUCGUCAGCUCGGCGUUGAUGCACCUGACGUCCCUGCAGCACCUUUACCUGUCUCGGAUGCCAGUAACGGCUUUCAACGACAGCACUCUCCUCACGCUGCCCCCCUUGCGCACGCUAUCCCUUUCUCACGUACCCGGCGUCACCAGUGCCGGUAUCUCGGCCUUGGCAACUCUGCCCACAAGCCAGGCGAUCCAGAAAUUGACUCUGCGCCACACCAACCUCGACUCCCUCCCCGCCCUGGCCCGCAUAUUCUCUAACUUCACCUACCUCGAAGUCUUCACCCUCGUCCAGAGCUUCGCGCCUACCCUCCCCGAGGACACCUUCAUCUGGCUGAUGCCGUAUCUCGCCUCCGGCUCCCUGCGCAAGCUCCACUGGGACAUCACGAGCAACACCACGAACGCCAACGCGGCCGAUUCCAUCCUGGCCCGAAGCAUCGCCGCCGGCGGCUUCCCCUCCCUCCGCAGCCUCCGCACCCCCAACGACCCCGAGGGUGCUUUCCAAGCCCUCUGCCGCCCGGUCGAACGCGUCGAUUUCUCCAGCGACCGGUUCCGCACCCCCGUCGCAAGAAGCGCCUCCUUCCCCGCCGCCACGCCGCACGCCCCGACCACGAAACCCAAAUCACCGACGUCCGCCGGCGGCGCCGGGCUGCCGCCCCCGUCCGAGACAUUCCGCGAGUCCAGCGACCUCCACCAGGCCCGACUGGCAGCGCAAGCCCGCCUCGAGGCCGCGCGCCCGUUCCCGCGGUUCUUCGUCAACGUAAUCGACGAGGACGGCACCCUGCUGGAGAAGUACGGCCUCGCGGGGUUCAUGGGCACCAUCGAGAGCCGCAUCACGUACAACCUCCGCCCGGACCCGGGGGCCAAGGACGAGCGCGGCGGGCUCGUCGAGAUGGCGGACCUGAUGGGCAGCAGCCACGGCGAGGACAUACCGAACGGGAAGGAGGGCUGCACCGGACGCUGGAACGUGUCCUCCGCGGUGGCGGAGAAGAAGGACAAGGAGCGGUGGUGGCACACGGAGAGAGGCCGGUGGCAUCAGCCGCAACUCGCGUGA